CGUGGAUAAGGGUAAUAAAGCCCAAUCUCUGUCACAGUUCUCCCCAACGCACUUUUUUCAGGGCCUCCGUAUUUUUGCCCUUCGUUGUUGUACUUGUCUAGACUCUCCCCUCUUCGUCUGGAGCGUCUCACGAGCACGAUACCCACGGUCUUUUUGUUUUUGCUCGCAGCUGCUUGGGCUCCGCCGCUUACGCUUCAGCCGCGAAAUUUCCUUGUCGAUAAGCCCCGCCAAAAGAAAUCCCGCGACAGAAAACAGCACUUGUCGCAGACACCACGCUCAGCGGGAUAUGCCACACUCUGAGUCGCCCACCAUGGCCUCCGCUAUCGUCGUCGACAAGAGCGGCUCUGCGCCUGCGCCCUCGCACGAGGAUGUCCAGGCGUUUUUGACGAGCAUCGUCACCGCAAAGACAUCGCACGCCUCGGUCGACGCCGCCUACGCCCUCACCGAGCUCCUGACCAACUCGGUCGGCUUCCGUGGCCUCCAGGGCUAUGGCAUCCUCGACUCGCUCAAGAAGUCGGCCACCAACAAGAAGGACCCUGUGCAGAGGGAGGGCGCCAUGAACGGCGUCGGUGCGCUUUUCGAGCGCUUCCCUCGUGCGCAGAAGUUGGCUGAGGUCAUCUUCUUGGUGCAGGACGAGACUCUGCUCCCUCUCACAAUCGACUCGCUCUCUGACAAGGCUGCACCUGUCAGAGAGUCGGCCAAGUAUGCGCUCGACUCGCUGUUCGACAACCUCUCCGCCGAGGCCAAGGUCAUCGGCUUCCUGCCUGCGCUCAUGAAAUACCUCGGAAAGAAGUCUGGAAAGUGGCAGGGCGCAGUCGGCGCUCUCGAGCUGAUGGGCCGCAUGGCCGACAAGGCCAAGAUGGGCAUGGAGAGCCUCGAGGUCGAGCAGGAGAAGGAUGUGCUCCGUGAGGCCAUGGGCAAGAAGCUCGAGGGCCUCAUUCCCAUCGUCGAGAGCUACAUGCACGACCUCAAGUCCGAGGUAGCAAAGCAGGCCGUCAAGACCAUGAACAGCCUCACCACCCUCCUCCAAAACGACGACAUCGCGCCCCGGAUACCCCUUCUUGUCAAGGCCAUCGAGGACCCCUCCACGCAGAGUCUACAGAAGGCCAUCCACGCCCUCUCGCAGACCACCUUCGUCGCCAUCGUCACAUCGCCCGUUCUCGCCAUGGUCACACCUCUGCUCGAGCGUUCGCUGAACAACCCCAACACCACACAAGAAGUCACUCGCCAGACUGUCGUCGUCGUCGAGAACUUGACCAAGCUCGUCCACGACCCCAUCGAGGCUCGCGCUUUCCUGCCCAAGCUGAGGCCUGGCGUCAAGGCUGUCUUGGACCGCGCCUCUAUGCCCGAGGUCCGUGAGAUCGGUGGUCGUGCUUUAGCUGUCAUCGAUGCUGCCAUCGCAGACAAGGAUGGCAAUGUCGAGCACGGCGCUCUCGCCCGCGUCUCACCUUUCGAGGUCUCCUUGGUCCUCGAGACACACAUCAAGAACGCCGGUGGUCUCCUGAACUUCCCUGGCGACAACGAGGUCUGGGCGUCUGCUAAGGCCCUCAUCUCUGCCAUGAUUGCCGAGGACGUCCAUGAGCGUCAGGUCAAGCGCAUCUCCUCGCUUGUUGCUCCUUACCUCCAGCCCUUGAUGAACCCCGGUGCCGCCGAAAAGGUCUCGGAGGCUGUUUCUCAGUUCUACAUUGAUGAGGACCACCGCAAGUUCGGCCAGCCCGUUGUCGAAGAUGAUGGUGAGACUGAGAUUGUCAACGCCACCUUCUCCCUCGGAUAUGGUGGUAUGUUGCUCCUUUCGCAUACCAACCUGCGUCUGCUCAAGGGUCACCGCUACGGUCUUUGCGGUCGCAACGGUGCCGGAAAGUCGACGCUCAUGCGCAGUAUCGCAAACGGCAAGCUCGAGGGAUUCCCCCCUCAGGACGAGGUCAAGACCUGCUUCGUCGAGCACAACCAGGGUGAAGACGCUGAGAUCACCAUUCUCGAAUACAUUGUCAAGGAUCCCCGAUUCCAGGAUGAGACCAGAGAGCGUAUUUCCGAGGUCUUGGAGGAAGUCGGUUUCACUUCUGGUCCCGAGGGCAGGCAAUCGCACAAGGUCGGCUCCUUGUCCGGUGGUUGGAAGAUGAAGCUCGCCCUGGCGCGUGCUAUGCUUAUGCGCGCUGACGUUCUGCUGCUCGACGAGCCCACUAACCACUUGGACGUUGCCAACGUUGCCUGGCUGCAGGAGUACCUCAAGAGCCACACUGAGAUCACUAGUCUGAUUGUUUCUCACGACUCCGGGUUCCUCGACGCCGUCUGCACCGACAUCUACCACUACGAACAGAAGAAGCUUGUCUGCUACAAAGGUAACCUUGCCGACUUCGUCAGGCAAAAGCCAGAGGGCAAGAGUUACUACACUCUCUCCGAUUCGCAGGUCCAGUUUAAGUUCCCUCCUCCCGGUAUCUUGACUGGUGUCAAGUCCAACACCCGCUCCAUCCUGCGUAUGACGGACUGCACAUUCACAUACCCCGGUGCGCCCAAGCCAUCGCUUUACAAUGCGUCCUGCAACUUGUCGCUUUCCUCCCGAGUCGCCAUCAUCGGUGCCAAUGGUGCUGGCAAAUCCACUCUCAUCAAGAUUCUGACUGGAGAAGUCGUUCCCCAGGACGGCAAGGUCGAGAAGCACCCCAACUUGCGUAUUGGUUACAUCAAGCAGCACGCUCUGGAGCACGUUGAGAUGCACUUGGAGAAAACACCCAACCAGUACCUCCAGUGGCGUUACGCCAACGGUGAUGAUCGUGAGGUGCUGAUGAAGCAGACCCGUGUCCUUACCGCGGAAGACAAGGCUCAGAUGGAGACACCCAUCGAUCUUGGUGAUGGCAAGGGCGCACGUAAGAUCGAGGCAUUGAUUGGUCGUCAGAAGUACAAGAAGACCUUCCAGUACGAGGUCAAGUGGCUCCACAUGCUGCCCAAGUUUAAUACUAUGAUCUCGCGCGAGACCCUGCUAGACAAGGGUUUCCAGAAGCUCAUCCAGGAAUUUGACGACCACGAGGCGUCUCGCGAAGGUCUUGGUUACCGUGUUCUCGAGCCCAAGGUCAUCUCCAAGCACUUCGAGGACCUCGGCAUGGACCCUGAGAUUGCCAACCACAACGAGAUCUCUGGUCUCUCCGGAGGCCAGAAGGUCAAGGUCGUGCUUGCCGGUGCCAUGUGGAACAACCCCCAUCUUCUCGUCCUUGACGAGCCAACCAACUUCUUGGACCGCGACUCUCUCGGUGGUCUCGCCGUCGCUAUCCGCGACUACAAGGGUGGUGUCAUCAUGAUUUCCCACAACGAAGAGUUUGUCGGCGCGCUCUGUCCCGAGCAGUGGCAUGUUAUCGACGGCCGUGUUCAGCACAAGGGCCACCUUGCUGUCGAUAUGGCUCGCUUCGAGGACUCCUCUCGCCCUGGCUCGUCGGUUGCUAGCAGCAACGUCAGCUCCGCCGCACCCAGCUCUGCCGGUACACCGAUCGGCUCCGACACCGAGGGUGAUAUGAAGUUCAAGGCCAAGAAGAAGAAGAAGAUGACCAAGAAGGAGCAGAAGGAGCGUGAGGUUAGGAGGCGAUUGAGAUACAUUGACUGGCUCAACAGUCCCAAGGGCACGCCUCAACCUCCCAACACCGAUGACGAGGCAGAGUGAAUGAGCUCAACUGGGUAAAUGAUUUGUUGGCAUGACAUGAUAUCACCUUAGACUUGCAUGGUCCGGCGUUCUAGAGGAAAAUACUUGGGUUUUGCAUUUCGAGUGCUCAUAGACAUGACGAUCUCACGAGGUUGGCAAUCUCUCUAUUUAGCAGACUAAAAGCAUCUUUUAUACUUCUGUUACCUUCUAGAUGUUGUCCUCGUCUCUUCCUCGUCGCUGCUACUCUCGUUUGCAAAGCACCGGUACAUGGUGCCUUCCUGCCGUCCCAAUCUGACGACGCCACGUUCUCCUUCGCACACUUUGCACCUUACAAUCGUCCUCCAUGACUGUCUCUGUAAAGAAGUGCAAUUACUCCGCCUAUGUGCGGCGAUACUGCUCCCUAGCUUCUGCGCUACGGUGCGGUAGAAAGCCUGUCACGCUAUUGGUGCAGUUUCAACAUGUCACUGCGGUAAAUUGG
Molecule: messenger RNA, 4103 nt
Organism: Didymella exigua CBS 183.55
Lineage: Eukaryota; Fungi; Ascomycota; Dothideomycetes; Pleosporales; Didymellaceae
Product: elongation factor 3
Exons: 3
Coding region: 311-3646 (1111 amino acids)
Molecular function (GO): ATP hydrolysis activity; ATP binding
Source: RefSeq, a predicted model, not a curated record